Molecule: messenger RNA, 1341 nt
Organism: Episyrphus balteatus (marmalade hoverfly)
Lineage: Eukaryota; Metazoa; Arthropoda; Insecta; Diptera; Syrphidae
Exons: 7
Coding region: 67-1260 (397 amino acids)
Cellular component (GO): Ndc80 complex; kinetochore
Source: RefSeq, a predicted model, not a curated record
UCAGUUUUUUUUUUCAAAGCUCUUUUCAAAACUGUUUAAAAAUAUCAAAAUAAAAUAUUUUGUAAAAUGUUUUCGAGUGCAGAAUUUGUCGAAGAAUGGAAUCAAAUAUUUUCUUUUAAAAUAAAAGAAGUUGAUUUAGCAAAACCAACUGAAACGUUUGUAUUUAAUGCUCUCAUAAAUUACUUGCAAAUGUUUAAUUUUGAUACAUCGCCAAUGAUUCAAUUUAAAAAUAGCGAAAAUGCAACUGAGAAACGAGCAUUCCUUGUUCGAUUUUGUAACUACAUUGAUCAUAUUUACAAGAUCUCUGAUAAAUCUCAUUGUUUCUUUUAUUAUGACUUGAAACAUCCUUCUCCAAAGAAAACUGUCCAUAUGCUUAAUCAUUUGUUGAACUAUUUUUUCUACUACAACAUGUUUAAAGAAUCUAUAGUUCCACUGGCCAGUGCUAAAAUCCGCCAAAGGCAGAACCUAAUCGAUGAAAUACAAAAAUAUAAAUUCGAACAUGAACAAAUCGCAAUCAGGGCGAAAAAUAUUGAAAAGUACAUCAAAAACUAUAUCCCACUGGCACCUCAAACAUUAAACCAACUCAAUGAAAUAAUUAAAGAAGAAGCGACUCAAAAAGAUGUCAUAAUCAAAUUGGAAGAGCAAUUGAAUGAAUGCAAUAGCGUAUUGGAAUCGCUACGGGAAAAAGAGGCACAUCUUACUAUGAAAACUGUCUCUAAAGAAGAGGUGGAAAGUUUACUAUCAUCAAAAAAUACUCUUGCCAGAACAAUUUCUGAACAAGAAACAAUCGAGAGUGCAACGUACUCAAAGAAUCAAGAGCGUGCUGUAACUCUAGCUCAAUUGCAGACCACAAUGUCUAGCAUCGAAGAUGCUAAAGGUUUAAAUUCACUGUCGUCCUUACAAUCUCAUAAAGAAUACGUUACUAAGUUCAAAGAGUUGGAAUCGAAGUUUGCCGAAAUCAGUCGAAGGCAAGCAACUUUAAAAACUAUCAACGAGAAACUCAUAGAAGACUUGAAACAAAUAGAAAAAGAUAUCGCUUCUAAAAACGCUUUAUUAAAAGAUAUGAAGGUUUCUGGUGACAAACAAAUCGAUGAUAUGAAAAUGUUAACUGAAGCAAAUGAAGCAUCCAUUUAUGAUUUAGAACACGAAUUACACAAUACAGAAAAACAGUUAGCAGAAGAAAAGGAUGUUACUGAGUAUAUUUUGGAAACGACUGCUUUGCUAGUUCGAGCCACAAUAGCUGAUUCUAAUGAAACCUAAGCAAAAAUUCUUCAGUUUUACGAUUUUGUUUUUAAAGCAUGCAGUCUUAGUGUGAGUAUUAUUUAACUUUUCAACAAAAAA